This is a messenger RNA of Jaculus jaculus (lesser Egyptian jerboa), 2141 nucleotides long. It is a transcript of the gene Slc60a2, whose product is annotated as major facilitator superfamily domain containing 4B. The record is from RefSeq and is a predicted model, not a curated record. NCBI's taxonomy places the organism in Eukaryota, Metazoa, Chordata, Mammalia, Rodentia, Dipodidae. The transcript is spliced from 4 exons. Bases 121 to 1566 code for a protein of 481 amino acids.
CAGGCCGACGCCGGACAUGAGGCCGAGGCCCGGGCGGCCUCCGCGCGGGGGCGCCGAGGCCAGGGAGCGCUGCGCUGGUUCACCACCGCGGUCCUGUACGCCGCCUUCCUGGGGCUGGGAAUGAGUGUUGCCAUCCUGGGACCCACAUUUCAAGAUCUGGCAGCAAAUGUCAACAGAAACAUCAGCCGUCUUUCUCUAAUUUUUGUAGGCCGUGCCUCUGGCUACUUGUGUGGCUCUAUGGUGGGUGGAGUUCUUUUUGACUAUAUGAAUCACUUUUUGCUUUUGGGAGUGUCUCUUUUAGCCACCGCCGUGGGCCUUUACCUCAUUCCUGUGUGCAAAACCGCCACGUUACUGGUUGCCGUGAUGUCGGUCUUUGGUGCUUCCAUUGGCAUUCUGGAUACAGGUGGGAAUGUCCUCAUCUUGGCUCUUUGGGGAGACAGAGGAGCCCCACACAUGCAGGCCUUGCACUUCAGUUUUGCCUUGGGUGCCUUUCUGGCUCCCCUGCUGGCUAAGCUGGCGUGGGGUACCACGGUGCCUGCAGGAAACCACACAGAGCCCAACUGGCACCCUGGAGCCCCGAACUCGUCCUCAGAAGCCCACGCUCGCUCUCUGUUUGGAGUUCCCGACGACAUGAACUUAGUGUGGGCCUAUGCUUCCAUCGGCACCUACAUUUUAGCAGUUUCUGUCUUUCUGUUUGCUCUGUUGUGUAAGAAGAGCGCAAGGCAGACAAAAUCCACAGUAUCUGCCCAGGGGUCUCGACGAGCUCAACAUCACAAGGCCCUUCUCUGCCUCCUCUUCCUGUUCUUCUUCUUUUACGUCGGGGCUGAGGUGACAUAUGGCUCUUACAUAUUCUCCUUUGCCACCACCCACAUUGGCAUGGAAGAAAGCGAAGCGGCGGGGUUGAACUCUGUCUUCUGGGGCACCUUUGCCGCCUGCAGGGGCCUGGCCAUCUUUUUUGCCACAUGUUUACAGCCUGGAGCCAUGAUUGUGCUGAGCAACGUUGGCAGCCUGGUCUCAUCAUUAUUUCUGGUGCUUUUUGACAAGAGCCCUCUUUGUCUCUGGAUCGCAACUUCAGUGUAUGGAGCCUCGAUGGCCACCACCUUUCCCAGCGGGGUUUCCUGGAUCGAGCAGUACACGACCCUCAGCGGAAAAUCUGCCGCAUUCUUUGUAAUUGGUGCCUCCCUGGGAGAAAUGGCUAUUCCUGCAGUCAUUGGGAUUCUUCAAGGACAAUACCCGGAUUUGCCAGUAGUUCUGUACACAUGUCUGGUGUCCGCAGUGUUCACUGCUGUCUUAUUUCCUGUGAUGUAUAAACUCGCCACCUUGCCUCUGGAUCACCAGAGAACAGGAAAAAGAAAGAGUGAGGACCAGAAAGCCUUGCUUUCUAGCUCUGAGCCCAAUGACUGUGAAGAAGAGAAUGAGGGGGAGGAUGCAGAAAUCUGGAAUGGAAUGGAUUUUGAGGCAGUUGAAGUGAAUGACCCAGGGAGGCAUUCUGUAAUAGAGACAUCGAGAGAGAUUUUGAUGGGACCUACACCCAAGGUCUCCCUUCAGCUUCUCCAAAAUGCCUAGAUGGUUGUGCAUCACCAGGACAGAGGGACUAACUCUUAAAGUGGAUUGCUAACUGACUUCCUGAAGUCAUUCCUAAGCAGGCCCCUCAUCAAGCAGCAGCAGAGUUUCAGUAUGUUUUGGGGAUCAAAAUUUCUAGGUCCGCUUACAGCAAAUGCUGAAACAAUUGGAAGUGUGCCAUAAUUCCCAGAGUUUUCCAGAAACUGCUGCUCAGUCCUGUGCAGUGGCAUUGUGUUAAGAGGUGUCUGUUUGGCUGGAGGCUGGGUGGGGAGUAUUUUAUGGCCUCUGCUUUACAGAGCUUACAAAUAAGGCGUCUGUGUUUCAGGAAUGGGUCAGUGUUGUAAGGGGUCAACGCACAGGUGUGGGAUGGGUUGUCCGAGGAAAUGAUGAAGGAGCCAUGUUCUGCUAGGGAACCUGUGCAGCAGAGAUGUAUGGAGGGACACCUUUGGGAAUGGAAGAUAUUGUCUUACCCUAUAUGUAGGGUUGCAUAAAUAGUGUUCCUUUUAAAAAUAUUUUUUAUUUGUUUUAACUUUAUUUAUUUAUUUGAGAGAAAGAUGCACAGAGAGAGAGAGAGAGAG